Molecule: messenger RNA, 3604 nt
Organism: Telopea speciosissima
Lineage: Eukaryota; Viridiplantae; Streptophyta; Magnoliopsida; Proteales; Proteaceae
Product: putative pentatricopeptide repeat-containing protein At5g09950
Exons: 2
Coding region: 72-3320 (1082 amino acids)
Biological process (GO): RNA modification
Molecular function (GO): zinc ion binding; protein binding; RNA binding
Source: RefSeq, a predicted model, not a curated record
UAAGAUACCAUCGAGGCUUUUGAAAGUGAAAUUGCUCCACUGAUGAACAAAACAUCGCUGCUUGCCGUACUAUGAUUCGCGCUCUUCGUACUUGCAUUCAGAGAUUAAAUUCCUGCAAUUCGAAUUUUGGCAUCUCGACUUCAUCCCUUGCAGCAGAAGCUGAUCUUCUGUUUGAAUGUAAUAACCUUAAUCAGCGUUCUCAAACCUUACCUUCUUCAUUGACGAUCCCAUUGUAUAAGCUAAUAGACCGAUAUAAAAGAUCUCGGUCUCCCACACCUGCCUCUCUUCGACACAAAGAACCGCUUAGUAACCCGUUUCCCAGUUCUGAAACUCAUUAUGAGGAUCUUGCUCGUCAAUAUGCGGGUUCUUCUGACCCCAAAGAUGCCAAGAGACUUCAUUUACAGAUUAUCAAGGUUGGACUUGUUGGCAACUUAUUCUUGCCGAACACACUCAUCACGUUGUAUGCAAGAAUGGGUAAUUUGGUGGCUGCCCAUGACCUGUUUGAUGAAAUGCCUGAAAGAAACGUUGUAACAUGGAAUUGCUUGAUUUCAGGCUAUGUGCAGCAGGGCAUGUCGAACGAGGCUUGUCGUCUGUUCCGGUCGAUGUUAUGUGCGGGAUUUGUGCCCACACACUAUGAACUUGGUAAUGCACUCCGGGCAUGCCAGGAUUCUGGCCCUCGUGGUCUUCAUUUUGGUAUGCAAUUACAUGCGCUGAUUUUGAAAUCACAGUAUGCGUUGGACGUUGUAGUGUGUAACGGAUUGAUAUCGAUGUACGGGAGUUGUUGCUUAGAUUUUGCAGUUUAUGCCCACCGUGUUUUUGAUGAAAUGCAGUUGAAAAACUCAAUAUCUUGGAAUUCUAUCAUUUCUGUAUAUUCUCAGAGAGGAGAUGCAUUUUCUGCAUUUUGGCUUUUCUCGGCAAUGCAACGGGAGGGUUUGGGUGUCAGUUUCAAGCCUAGCGAGUAUACUUUUGGCAGCCUGAUAACCACUGCUUAUUCUACUUCAAGUGAUUCUGGUUUGUUUCUCCUUGAACAAAUCCUCAAUCGAGUUACAAAAUCUGGUUUUUUGAGUGAUUUGUAUGUGGGUAGUGCUUUGGUUAGUGGAUUUGCAAGGUUCGGAUUACUUGAUAAUGCUAAGAAGAUUUUCAAACAGAUGAGUGAAAGAAAUGCAGUUUCCAUGAAUGGCCUGAUGGUUGGUUUGGUGAGGCAGAAGCGAGGAGAAGAAGCAGCUCAGGUUUUCUGUGAGGCAAGUGAUUUGGUGGGGAUAAAUUGCGAUUCGUAUGUGAUUCUUCUCAGUGCUUGUGCUGAGUUCAAGGUGCCGAAAGAGGGGAGGAGAAAGGGCAGAGAAGUGCAUGCAUAUGUACUCAGAACUGGGCUGAAUGACAUCAAGGUUGCAAUUGCAAAUGGGCUGGUCAACAUGUAUGCCAAAUGUGGUGCCAUUGCUGAUGCCUUUAGAGUUUUUAAGCUCAUGGGUGUUAAAGACUUGGUUUCUUGGAAUUCCAUAAUCUCUGGUCUCGACCAGAACAGAUGCUUCAGAGAGGCAGUGGGGAGCUUCUAUGAAAUGAGGAGAAGUGGAUUGAUUCCAUCAAAUUUUACAUUAAUAAGCACUUUGAGUUCGUGUGCUAGCUUGGGUUGCACCCAAUUGGGGGCACAAAUACACAGUGAAGGGAUCAAAUUGGGUCUUGAUUUGGAUGUUUCGGUUUCUAAUUCCCUCCUUGGUUUGUAUGCAGAAACUGGGUAUGUCACUGAUUGCCAGAAAGUAUUUUCUUUGAUGCCAGAUUAUGAUCAAGUUUCAUGGAAUAGUAUGAUUGGGGCAUUUGCUGAUUCAGAUGCAUCUAUCUCUGGAGCUAUAGAAUACUUCUUAGAUAUGAUGCGAGCUGGCUGGAGUCCAAAUAGAGUGACCUUCAUAAACAUUCUUGCAGCAGUGUCAUCACUUUCCAUCCAUGAGUUGUGCCAGCAGGUUCAUGCCCUAGCACUAAAAUAUUGUGUUGCUGAUGAUACUGCUAUCGAGAAUGCAUUUCUCUCUUGCUAUGGGAAGUGUGGGGAGAUGGAUGACUGUGGGAAGAUCUUUUCCAGUAUGUCGGAGAGGAGGGAUGAAGUAUCUUGGAACUCCAUGAUUGCUGGAUAUAUCCAUAAUGGGUUUUUGUCAAAGGCCAUGGAUCUGGUUUGGCUUAUGAUGCAAAGGGGACAGCGACUAGAUUGUUUCACUUUUGCCACAGUUCUCAGUGCAUGUGCUUCUGUUGCAGCAUUAGAGCGUGGUAAGGAGAUUCAUGCCUGUGGGAUAAGAGCUUGUCUUGAAACUGAUAUUGUAGUUGGGAGUGCACUUGUUGAUAUGUAUGCGAAAUGUGGAAGGAUAGACUAUGCCUCAAAUGCCUUUCAGUUAAUGCCAAUGAAAAAUGAGUUUUCUUGGAAUUCGAUGAUAUCAGGCUAUGCACGGCAUGGUUGUGGUGUAAAGGCAUUACAGUUAUUCACUGAAAUGCUGCAAGAAGGUCAACCCCCAGAUCAUGUCACGUUUGUUGGUGUCUUAUCUGCAUGUAGCCAUGUCGGAUUGGUUGAUGAAGGUCUUUGGCAUUUUGAAUCCAUGAGCAAUAAAUAUGGCUUGGUUCCUCGGAUGGAGCAUUAUUCAUGCAUGGUGGAUCUCCUUGGGCGGGCAGGUCAGCUUACUAUGGUAGAGGAAUUUGUUAGAAGGAUGCCUAUGAGGCCUAAUAUUCUUAUGUGGAGGACGAUUUUGGGGGCUUGUUGCAGAGCAAAUGGUGCUAACACAGAAUUGGGAAGGCAUGCUGCAGAGAUGCUUUUGGCUUUGGAACCUCAAAAUGCUGUAAAUUAUGUUCUUGUUUCAAAUAUGUUUGCAUUUGGAGGGAGGUGGGAUGAUGUGGCAAAGGCUCGGGCUGCAAUGAGGGAGGCCUCAGUGAAGAAGGAAGCUGGGUGUAGUUGGGUAACUAUGAAAGAUGGGGUUCAUGUGUUUGUAGCAGGUGAUAAAUUGCACCCAGACACAGAAAAAAUCUAUGAAAAACUAUGGGAGCUGAAUAGGAAAAUGAGGGAUUUGGGUUAUGUGCCUCAGACGAAAUUUGCUUUGUAUGAUCUUGAAGUGGAGAGCAAGGAAGAACUACUGAGCUGUCAUAGUGAGAAGCUUGCAGUUGCUUUUGUUCUCACCCGCACAUCAGCAUUGCCUGUCAGGAUUAUGAAAAAUCUUCGAGUCUGUGGUGAUUGUCACUCUGCCUUUAGAUAUAUAUCUAAGAUUGUUGGACGGCAAAUAAUUUUACGGGACUCGAACAGGUUUCAUCAUUUUAUUGAUGGGAAGUGUUCAUGCGGGGAUUACUGGUAACUGGCUUCAUGACUGACCAGUACCUUGUUUUGGAGAGGUUCUGCAUAUGGGACUCUACUAAUGUUAAUGACAAACGGCUAACUGUUUUGUUGAAUGAGCAAGCCAAUUUUUUUUGGUCCCAAUAGCAAUGCAGCGUUGUCACAGCAAUGGGCCACCAAUUCAGAGCAGCAAGCAAUGGGAUGUAGAAUCUUUUCUAAUAGAACCUCUGCUUCUCUCCAUUUCUCAACCUUGUUUUCUAUCCUACAAAUGCGACAUGUCUACAUUGCUUUUGUCAUCAUUUGCAG